AUGAGGUCCCUGCUCGUCCCCGCCCACCUCAGACCGCUCGCCGGCGAGGUAGAGCAGGUCGUCCACACGUCGCAGGGUCGGUGGUUCGAUGCCCAGUUCCUCCUGUCCACAGAGGCUCAUUACUGCGUCCACGUCCUCCAGAAGCUGCUUGUUGUCCUGGACCGCGGCGGCGCCAACAGUGCGUCCCAGCCGGGUUCAUCACUCUUAACUGUCCCCUGGAAACACUUCCUUCGUGUUGGCGAGGCUGGAGGACUUAAACAGGCUCCUGUUCCUCUCAGACUCAGUGUGUGUCUGCGGCUCUCAGGUGAACUCAGAUCGCAGCCGAGCAGGAUGGAUCUCUCAGACGCUCUUGGUGAUUGGCCCUCUGGUGGCAACCAAUCCGCAGGUGGCGGCCCUUGGCCUGGACAACCCAACAAUCCCACCUGGCCAGGUCAGCCGCCUGCUGCCAACCCCACCUGGCCCGGAGGUCCGUCUGGAGGUGGAGGCGUGUGGCCUGGAGGAAACCCCAGCCAGCCCACCUGGCCCUCCCCCUCCCCACAACCUGCAGUACCUGGAGGAUGGCCCAGUCCCUCACCUGGACCUGGACCUGGACCUGGACCUGGACCUGGACCUGGACCUGGACCUGGACCCACCCAUCCCACUGCCCCACAACAGAAUCUGACGGUGCCGCACCAACAGAAUCUGCCCAGUGGAGUUUAUGACAAACUGCUGAUCACCAUCGCUGGAACCAUCAAACCCAACGCUGACAAGAUCACAGUGGAUAUGUCCACCGCGAACGACCUGGCCUUCCACUUCAACCCUCGCUUCAAUGAGAGCGGCAGGAAGGUGAUCGUCAGGAACAGCUGCAUCGGCAAGAAGUGGGGCAAAGAGGAGCGAGACCUGCAGAACUUCCCCUUCGUCCAGGGGCAGCCGUUCGAGAUGAAGAUCCUGUGCACCAGCAGAGAGUUUAAGGUGGCCGUCAACAACUCUCACCUGCUGGAGUUCAAACACCGGAUCACCGACCUGAGAUCCAUCAACAAACUGAACAUCUACUAUGACCUCAACCUUACCAAGGUCCACAUGGAGUCCUUACACUGAGACACGUCACCAGAUCCACCACAGAUAUAAGGGGGGGGCAUCUGUUCAUAACUAUCUGUUAAAUAAUCUGUCAAUUCAUUCAUAAGAAAUCCACCACAAUAUUAAUACUGUGUCCAUCAUAGAACAGCUGGAGAUCCAACAAAGAUCUACUUUAGAUCAAUCAGAAAUCUUAUGCGGAUCUGCUGGAGAUCCACCAGUAAUCUACUGGGUAUCACAUAGAGAUCUACUGGGGAUCAUACAGAGAUCUACUGGAGAUCCACUAGAGUUAUACUGGGUAUCACACAGAGAUCUACUGGAGAUCCACUAGAGGUCUACUGGGGAUCAUACAGAGAUCUACUGGAGAUCCACCAGAGAUCUACUGGGGAUCAUACAUAGAUCUACAGGAGAUCCACUAGAUGUCUACUGGGGAUCAUACAGAGAUCUACUGAAGACCCACCAGAGAUCUACUGGGGAUCGCACGGGGAUCUACUGGAGAUCCACUAGAGGUCUACUGGGGAUCAAACCUAGAUCUACUGGAGAUCCACCAUAGAUCUACUGGGGAUCGCACGCAGAUCUAUUGGACCAUCACUUUACCCUCCGGGUAAAUGAUUGAAGAUGAUUACAGUAGAUUCACAGUAGAUCUUCAGUCAAUCCAAAAUAUGUUUGGACAGCACUUUAGAUGAUUCUUGGCUAAGUCAGAAUAAAAUGUUUAUACAUUAAACAUCCACAGAAGGUUCUCAGGGGAUCCUCGAUGGAUCCUCAGUGGAUCCAUCCUCAGGAGAUCCCCUUUUACUAGUUGUCUUGUGUUUUUACUCAAGUGACUCAUAAAUAAAGGUUUCAUCUUCAA
Seriola aureovittata is the source of this 1903-nucleotide messenger RNA. It is a transcript of the gene lgals3b, whose product is annotated as lectin, galactoside binding soluble 3b. Gene Ontology annotation, biological process: macrophage chemotaxis; positive regulation of calcium ion import; negative regulation of extrinsic apoptotic signaling pathway. The record is from RefSeq and is a predicted model, not a curated record. The coding region runs from base 1 to 1077 and encodes 358 amino acids. Gene Ontology annotation, cellular component: immunological synapse; nucleus. NCBI's taxonomy places the organism in Eukaryota, Metazoa, Chordata, Actinopteri, Carangiformes, Carangidae. The transcript is spliced from 10 exons. Gene Ontology annotation, molecular function: carbohydrate binding; IgE binding; laminin binding.